ACCAGGGAGAGGGAGAAGAGGCAGAACAAUAACACAACCAAAAGACCAGGGAGAGGGAGAAGAGUCAGAACAAUAACACAACCAAAAGACCAGGGAGAGGGAGAAGAGACAGGACAAUAACACAACCAAAAGACCAGGGAGAGGGAGAAGAGUCAGAACAAUAACACAACCAAAAGACCAGGGAGAGGGAGAAGAGUCAGAACAAUAACACAACCAAAAGACCAGGGAGAGGGAGAAGAGACAGAACAAUAACACAACCAAAAGACCAGGGAGAGGGAGAAGAGACAGGACAAUAACACAACCAAAAGACCAGGGAGAGGGAGAAGAGACAGAACAAUAACACAACCAAAAGACCAGGGAGAGGGAGAAGAGACAGGACAAUAACACAACCAAAAGAAGGAAAGGAAGAAAAAAAUAUCAUUACUACGCAAAGUCAGAAAUAAAGAGACCACGCAAAGAAUUCAACAGGAUAUAAACCUGAUCUCGGCUGAAAGGUUCCAUCACAGGUCCUCUGAUCCAUCAGAAAGAAAGAAAGAGAACAACUCCUGAAGGACCAAGAGAGUAAUCCAGUCUGAGACCCAGGUGAUCCAUCCACCUGUCCUCCAGAAUGUGGCUCCAGGUUGCCUUGUGUCUGUCCUGCCUGGUUCUGAGCUCCCAGAGCCAGGACAGAGCCUCCCUGAGACGCUCCAAUGACCACACCGGGCGCUGUCAGUACACCUUCACCGUGGACAACCCUGCCGAGGCGAGCUGCCCCGGGGCCAGCGGAGGACCAGAUAUGGAGGGGGUGAAAUCUCGUCUCACCCUGCUGGAGGCCCUGGUCAGCAGGCUGCUGGGGGGCAAGGGAGCAGGGGGAGAGGGUCCGGGGGCUGGGGGAGACAAGACCAUCCAGGAAGCAUACUCCCAGGCCAUGAGAGAUAAGAGCCAGCUGCAGGGGGACAAGGAGCAGCUGAACAGGCAGCUGCAGGGGCUCCAGAGGAGGGUGGACGAACUGAGUGCGGAGGCUGAGACACUGCGACAGAGACCCUGCCACAAGCACCAAGCCACUGGAGCAGGACUCCCACUUCACAAGCUCAACCAGAGACCAGCCAGCGACUCUCUCUAUCAGGAGAUGAAGGCAGAGGUGACUGAGGUCCCAGCAUCACGUCUCAUUCAAGACGCUGGGCAGAACCACACAGGCUGUGGUGAGCUGGUGUCUGUGGGAGAGCCCGUCCUGCACCGAAAGGCUGACAGCAUCACAGGGAAGUACGGGGUGUGGCUGCAGGACCCUGAGCCCAUGGCCUCUCCAUACGGAAACAAGACGGUGUGGCGCAUCGACACAGUGGGCACGGACGUCCGCCAGCUUUUCGCCUAUGAGGACAUGGAGCAGUUUGCCAAGGGCUUCCCCAUGAAGGUUAUGGUGCUGCCAGAGCCCGUGGAGAGCACAGGGGCCACCCUGUACCGCGGCUCCCUCUACUACCAGCGCCGACGCAGCCGCACCCUGCUCCGCUACGACCUUGCCUACGAGAGCCUGGCGGCACGCCUGGACCUCCCCCACGCUGGCUUCCACGGCCAGCACCCCUACUCCUGGGGCGGCUACACAGACAUUGACCUGGCGGUGGACGAGCAGGGCCUGUGGGCCAUCUACAGCACCAGCAAGGCCAAGGGAGCCAUCGUGGUGUCCCAGCUGGACUCUGAGAGCCUGGAGGUGAAGAGGAGCUGGGAGACCAACAUCAGGAAGAACACAGUGGCUAACUCCUUCAUGAUCUGCGGUCGGCUCUACACGGUGGCCAGCUACACCGCCCCAGACACCACCGUCAACCACGUGUUCGACACGGCCACCGGCCAGGGCCGAGGCAUGGCGGUGCCCUUUAAGAACCACUACCGCUACAACAGCAUGGUGGACUACAACCACGCCCAGAGGAAGCUCUACGCCUGGGACAACUUCCACAUGAUCACCUACAAUGUCAGCUUGGGGAGACCCAGCAGAAGCAGCCAAUAAGAGGAGGCUGGGGAUGAUGGACUGGUGGGGCGUGAACUCAUACGCUGUUACUAGAAUAUUAUCAACCAACAACAUUACUAACAGCUUUAUAAUCAGAUCACAGCGAGGCCUGUUGCUACUCUGUCUACUACAAUGCAUUUUUUUCUACAAAUGUAAAUAAGUGAAUGAAUGAAUGAAUCUUACAAUAAAAUGAAUGGCAGGAGAUUCACUAAGGUGGAACUCCAUGUAAACAGUCUGAGAUAUUGCUCUUCCUGUAUUAUAUACGAUGUAUUUUACUUAUUUUAAUAUAAAAAUGUACUGUACUGUCCAUGUUGAGUCUAAAUUCAAGUUGUAUCUUCACUAUUGUGUAUUAUA
Messenger RNA from Salvelinus fontinalis (brook trout), 2332 nucleotides. Its product is annotated as myocilin-like. The coding region runs from base 608 to 1978 and encodes 456 amino acids. Gene Ontology annotation, biological process: osteoblast differentiation; signal transduction. Lineage: Eukaryota; Metazoa; Chordata; Actinopteri; Salmoniformes; Salmonidae. The record is from RefSeq and is a predicted model, not a curated record. The transcript is spliced from 3 exons. Gene Ontology annotation, cellular component: Golgi apparatus.